GGCGAUGGCCCAGUUAUUUCCAGCCUGGCCUCUUCCUCCUCCUCCUCUUCCUCCUCCUCUAGGCUGGCUGGCUGCAGCCUCUCCAUCUUGGCUGCCUGCAGACCCUCCCGCCUCCUUGUCCCUUCUCCAAGCCCACCCACACUUUUGCCUGCCUCUCUCAUUCUGGGGGGGGGGGGUAGUGUGUGUGCGUUCCUCGGAAAUGGGGAGGGGGUCUCCAGGAGAGAGAGAGAGAGAUGCUUUAGGCCCCUCUGUAAAAGGGAUGAAGGAUGGCUGGAAUGCAGUUUCUUUCUUUCUCUUUUUUUCUUCCUUUCCCUCCUUCCCUCCCUCCCUCUCUCCUCCUCUCCUGACGGUUUGAUUUUUCUGUCUUUGCUAAGCUGUACAUCCUCUCUUCUCCUUCUCCUCCGCUCUCUGGUCCAAAGCAGGCAGGCAGGCAGGAAAGAUUUGGGGGAAUUUAAAUCCUGUUUUUUUCCAAACCGACAUGGAUACGGAUUCCUCCGCUCGCCUCCUCGCCUUCUUCUUCUUCCUCUUCUUCCCAGACUCCGAAGGAGGCCUCCACCAGCGGCAACUGCUGAAGGACCUGAUGGAAGACUACCUCCCCUUGGAGAGACCCGUGGGCGAUGACGCCCAAGCCAUCACUGUCCACUUCACCCUCAGUCUUAUGCAGAUCAUGGACCUGGACGAAAAGAAUCAAGUCCUCAUCACCAACGUCUGGCUGCAAAUGUUUUCAAACCCAGUUUAG
Messenger RNA from Pantherophis guttatus, 739 nucleotides. The record is from RefSeq and is a predicted model, not a curated record. Lineage: Eukaryota; Metazoa; Chordata; Lepidosauria; Squamata; Colubridae.